Messenger RNA from Funneliformis mosseae, 149 nucleotides. NCBI's taxonomy places the organism in Eukaryota, Fungi, Glomeromycota, Glomeromycetes, Glomerales, Glomeraceae. The record is from the annotation of a GenBank genome assembly.
GAUUUCGACUUUUACCAUUUGCUACAUUGAUCUUUGUCUCACAACAAGCGUUGGCCUUUUGGACUAAUGGACUUUUGGACCAUUGGACUACUGGACUACUGGACUUAGUUUAUUCCAAUUCCAUUAAAAUUUGGACUUUUGGACUAUAG